UGAAGGGAAGGCGGGCAACCUCAGUCGGCCGCGGCGACCUUCCUCCUGACACUGGAAAAAUACCGCUGCAAGCAGCAGGGGAAAAAAAAAGCCCUGAAAACAGAGGCGCCAAGACCCGGAUUAAAUUUCCGAUUCUACAGAAGAAGUGAAAGUCUACUGCUACACAUACAUACAGCCAGCUUGGGACACGCAGAAGGCGGUGGAGUGAGCGACCUGGAAAGCACCAGGGUGGCCCGAAGAUGAGCACCGAAGAACCCACGCUCCAAAGACGAGCGUCAUCGCGCAAAUCGGUUGCUUUCACAGAGGAGAAGCUGGUAGUAGACGCCGACGGCAGCGUAACCAUGGUUGCCACACCGAACGACGAGACCAAAGAAACGGCCUUGUCGCACACACCUCGUACGCCGCCUCUCACCGCCGCGCUCGGGGCGUUUACUGACGCCUCUUCAGCACCGGCCGACGGUGCGGCAGAAGGUGCAGCUCCGGCUGCCGACUCCAAUCCGGAUGGCCUCGAUCUCUCGCUCAUGAAGAAGAAGAAGAAGAAGGUCAAGAAAGAUGAUGACGAAGCCGCUGACGGCGCCGCUGCGGCUGGCGGCGAGGAGGCGAUCGACCUGUCGAUGAAGAAGAAAAAGAAGAAGAAGGUUCCCAAGGAGGAGGACGAGUUCGCCAAGAAGCUCGAGGCCCUCAACCUCGAUGGUGGCGAAGGUGCCGAGGCCCCUGCUGAGGAGGGUGUGCAAGAGGGAGACAUGGAGAAGGGGACGGGCAUCUGGGCGCAUGACGAGACGCGGACCAUCGCCUAUGAUCCGCUGCUGUCUCGCUUCUUUGCCCUUCUGGCGCAAAAGAACCCCGAUCACGCCUUGACCGGCACACGCUCCUACAAGAUCCCGCCGCCGCAGUGUCUCCGCGAAGGGAACAAGAAGACCAUCUUUGCAAACCUGCCUGAGAUCUGCAAGCGCAUGAAGCGAGCGGAGGAGCACGUCACUGCCUACUUGUUUGCCGAGUUGGGUACUAGCGGCAGUGUGGACGGCAGCAGGCGGCUGGUCAUCAAGGGCAGGUUCCAACAAAAGCAGAUCGAGAACGUGCUGCGCACGUACAUCAUCGAAUACGUGACAUGCAAGACAUGCCGGUCUCCCAACACGGAACUGUCCAAGGGAGAGAACCGUCUCUAUUUCAUCACCUGCAACUCGUGCGGUUCUCGUCGUUCCGUCCAGGCUAUCAAGACUGGUUUCUCUGCCCAGGUCGGAAAGAGAAAGAAGAUGAAGGCCUAAAUUCUCUCCCUGCUUAUGGGCCUUCCUCUCUUUUGAUGUUACUUUUCUGGUAGGAUCCUGUCUGCUCUUUUUAGAGGGUGGGUUCCACAGCACUGUUGGGGUCAUUUUAGCCUUUCUUGCAAAAUCUUGGUUCUCGGUGGCAGGCCCUGGAACACGAUCGCGUGACGAUGUGACGACGGGCUCAUUUGGGAUCUGGGACGGUAGACCGGUUAUCUGGUAUGCUGCAGAACGGCCGGGCAUGAGAUUCAUCGCAAUGGUGAGCAUCUGGGAGCGGAAAAGGAGGCAAAGCAUUGUUUCUUGGGUGCGCAUGACUGAGCAGGACAAGGACAAAUUGCAGCAGGUAGUUGCUACGUCUUGACAAAACUGUAACGUCGGACCAGAUUGGCAAGCGGAAUGCAACAAGUACCCAGCGGUCAAUGGUCAUUACAUUCGAGCUGAUUUGGCGCUGUCUGUUGAAUGUGAUCGUAUUCCGUACUGAUUGUGAGGCAAGGUGGGGGGUGUUCCAGAGCUCCAUCAUCCCCAUACUGAAUCAAUCAACCCAC
Molecule: messenger RNA, 1807 nt
Organism: Thermothelomyces thermophilus ATCC 42464
Lineage: Eukaryota; Fungi; Ascomycota; Sordariomycetes; Sordariales; Chaetomiaceae
Exons: 4
Coding region: 240-1265 (341 amino acids)
Biological process (GO): translational initiation; formation of translation preinitiation complex; formation of cytoplasmic translation initiation complex
Cellular component (GO): eukaryotic translation initiation factor 2 complex
Molecular function (GO): translation initiation factor binding; mRNA binding; translation initiation factor activity
Source: RefSeq, a predicted model, not a curated record